GUUGUAGUGUUAAGUUUGUCUUCAUUAAAUGUAUUUGGAAAAGGACGGUAGUUGGGAAGUUUUGAAAAGAGUCACAGUUACGUGAGAUACUUGCUGGAAGCCUAUGAAUUUAUAUUGAGUUAAAGGAAAGUUGGAAGAACUGCCCCCACUGCUCUUGCUAAACUUGACUUUAUUGAAGCUGGUCAUUUUAUCUCCAGGAUAUCAUUCAAGCCUUGCACUGCAAGGGUGUUGCAUCCGAGAACAACCAUGAGGUGGAAAAUACUUCCCAUCUGCUUGUCGCUGCUGCUCCCUGCUCUCUUGAUUCAACAAGCUUCAUCUCAAGAUGUAUCAAGCUGUGCAGGGAGAUGUGGGGAAGGGUAUUCUAGAGAUGCCACCUGCAACUGUGAUUAUAACUGUCAACACUACAUGGAGUGCUGUCCUGAUUUCAAGAGAGUCUGCACUACAGAGCUCUCCUGCAAAGGCCGCUGCUUCGAGUCCUUCUCACGAGGGAGAGAGUGCGACUGUGACGCCCAGUGUAAAGAGUUUGGCAAGUGCUGUGCUGAUUAUGCCAGCUUCUGUGAAGAAGUAAAAGAUAACAAGAAAAACACCCCUAAAAAGGAACCGAAUCCAGAAGCACCAGUUGUAGAUGAAGCUGGAAGUGGACUGGAUAAUGCUGAAUCCAAGCUCACCCCAACUCCUGACAACCCGACCCCUUCGUCUCCCAAGACUACAGCAGCAAAACCAGCAAGUGCUAAACCCAGUCUUGCACCCAAUCCUGAGACAUCCAAAGAGGCAUCUUCGACUUCCAAUAAAGAGACAACCGUUGAAACGAAGGAGAGUUCUGCAACUAACAAACAGACUUCUGCCAGCAAGAAAGAGAAAACGACUUCAGCUAAAGAGAUACGGAGUGCAGAGAAAAAAGAUGCUGCACCCACAGCUGACAGCCCCCCACCCACUACCGCCAAGAACUCAGCUCCCACCACCACCAAGAAGCCAGUACCCACUACUACAAAGGAACCAGUUCCCACCACCACCAAGAAGCCUGUAACUACAACCAAGGAACCUGCUCCUACCACGCCCAAGAAGCCUGAACCCACCACCCCCAAGAAGCCUGAACCCACCACCCCCAAGGAGCCUGAACCCACAACCCCUAAGGAGCCUGAACCCACCCCCCCCAAGGAGCCUGAACCCACCACCCCCAAGGAGCCUGAGCCCACCACUCCUAAGGAGCCUGAACCCACCACCCCCAAGGAGCCUGAGCCCACGACCCCUAAGGAGCCUGAGCCCACCACUCCUAAAGAACCAGCUCCCACGACCCCUAAGGAGCCUGAACCCACCACCCCCAAGAAGCCUGAGCCCACGACCCCUAAGGAGCCUGAACCCACCACCCCCAAGGAGUCUGAGCCCACUACUCCUAAGAAGCCUGAACCCACCACCCCCAAGGAGUCUGAGCCCACCACCCCUAAGAAGCCUGAACCCACCACCCCCAAGGAACCAGCUCCCAUCCCCACAAAGGAGCCUGAGCCCACUACCACGAAGAAGCCUGAACCCACCAUCCCUGAGGAACUGACUCCUGAGGUAAGCGAACCUGAACCGACUACAGCAGCUAAAGAGAAGACAACAGAAAAAGACACACCCAAAACUACAACUGUUGCCCUUAAGACGAAAGCAAUUACACCAGAAGAGACUACCAAAUCAGAGGCAAGUACCACCACACAAAUAACACCUACAACUCAAGAAACCACAUCACCCCAAAAAACUACCGUGAAAGCAACUACUCUCGUACCCAAAGUACCGGCUCUGACUGAAGAGACUCUGAACAAACCUGAAGAACCAACCCCUGCACCCGAAGAUUCUGAUGAUCCUAAGAUAUCUCCAAAACCCCAGAAGCCAACCAAAGCACCCAAGAAGCCCACCCCUACCAAAAAGCCAAAAGCACCCAAGAAGCCCACCCCUACCAAAAAGCCAAAAGGGAGAAAACCGAAAACGACACCACCUCCUCUAAAGACGACUCCAGCAAUGCCUGAAGCGAACACCACUCCGUUAGACGUCGUGUUGCCAACCACCGCCAGCCCUAAGCAAACUCCAAACUCAGAAGCAGCUGAGGUAACACUCGAUCGUGAAGAUGCUGAAGGAGGAAAACAUGUCAUGAUUCCCAGGCCUCCUGUGUUAUCCCCCAUUGUUAUUCCGGGCAGUGAUCACGUGGCCAGCGCACUCAACCACGGCAUGAACAUCAAUUCCAUGCUUUCAGACGAGACCAAUUUAUGCAACGGUAAGCCAGUGGAUGGACUGACUACUUUGCGCAAUGGGACAUUAGUUGCAUUUCGAGGUCAUUAUUUCUGGCUGCUGAACCCAUUCAGACCCCCAUCUCCACCGCGCAGAAUCACAGAAGUCUGGGGUAUUCCUUCCCCUAUUGACACGGUUUUCACUAGAUGCAACUGUGAAGGGAAAACUUUCUUCUUUAAGGAUUCUCAGUACUGGCGCUUCACCAAUGAUGUACAAGAUGCUGGGUAUCCUAAACCAAUUGUCAAAGGCUUCGGAGGGCUAACCGGGAAGGUAGUAGCAGCCCUUUCAAUAGCCAAGUACAAGGACAGGCCUGAGUCUGUGUACUUCUUCAAGAGAGGUGGCAACAUACAGCAGUACACUUACAAACACGAGCCCGUGAGAAAGUGCACCGCAAAGAGGCCUACUAUCAACUACUCUGUGUACGGGGGAGCGGCGCAGGUCAGGAAGCGCCGCUUUGAGCGCGCUGUCGGACCUCUGCAGACACACACCUUCAGAAUCCACUACUCGGUGCCCAUGAGAGUCGCUUAUCAAGACAAGGGUUUCCUCCAUAACGAAGUUAAAGUGAGCACACUGUGGAGAGGAUUUCCAAAUGUUGUUACCUCGGCGAUAACACUGCCUAACGCCAGAAAACCCGACGGCUACGAUUACUAUGCCUUUUCUAAAGAUCAAUACUAUAACAUCGAUGUGCCAACUAGAACAGCGAGAGCAAUUACUACUCGUUCUGGGCAGACUCUCUCCAAAGUCUGGUACAACUGUCCUUAGCUUAUGCGCAAAGAAGAGUCAUCAAAAGGAAACGAAGAAAACUGAUAAAUUUUGACAUUGAAAUACAUUUUAUUAAUAAAGAAUGUUGAAAUGAG
Messenger RNA from Peromyscus leucopus (white-footed mouse), 3122 nucleotides. It is a transcript of the gene Prg4, whose product is annotated as proteoglycan 4. Lineage: Eukaryota; Metazoa; Chordata; Mammalia; Rodentia; Cricetidae. Gene Ontology annotation, biological process: immune response. Bases 247 to 3027 code for a protein of 926 amino acids. Gene Ontology annotation, molecular function: polysaccharide binding; scavenger receptor activity. The record is from RefSeq and is a predicted model, not a curated record. The transcript has 11 exons.